AUGGAUAUCGCCAACGUUCGAGGGUUACUCCUCGCCACGCUGGAUGCCAAUGCCGACACACGAAGGCAUGCCGAGCUCCAGCUCAAGCAGGUCGAGGACCAUGGCGGCGUCAUGGAUGCGCUCACCGAGAUUAUGCAGACCGAACAAGACAACAACGUUCGUCUAGCGACUGCCAUCUACAUCAAGAACAGAGUAAAUCGUUCCUGGUCACGGACCGAACAUUACGCGACCGAGAAGCUUCUCCCAGAAGAUGAGAAGGCCCGCUUCCGCGACCGCUUGCUCCCCAUCCUUGCUGCCUCCCAUGGCCCCGUCCGCCAACAGCUCGUUCCCGUCCUCCAACGGAUUCUUCAGUUCGACUUUCCCGACAAGUGGCCCAAUUUUAUGGACUUCACGAUGCAGCUCCUGAACACCAACGACGCCCCUUCGGUUUUGGCGGGUCUCCAGUGCCUUCUUGCCAUCUGCCGCGCCUACCGAUACCGCUCCGGCGAGACCCAUAACCGCACGCACUUCGACAAGAUCGUGGAAGUGAGCUUUCCUCGUCUCCUCGCCAUCUGCAACGAGCUCGUGAAUCAGGAGAGCGAAGAGGCUGGUGAGAUGCUUCACCUUGCCCUCAAGGCUUACAAGCAUGCCACAUGGCUUGAGCUUUCACCUUUCCUGCGACAGCGCGAUAACAACAUCGCCUGGUGCACCGUUUUCCUCAACACCGUCUCCAAGACCAUUCCGGCUAUCGCCAUGGUCGAAGAGGACCCGUACGAGCGCGAGAAGCAUCGUUGGUGGAAGGCGAAGAAAUGGGCGUACUUUAACCUUAACAGACUCUUUAUUCGACACGGAAAUCCCUCUACGUUUACGAAAUCCGCCGACCCCGAUGUUCUCAGGUUCGCCGAGGAGUUCAUUGUUAGGAUUGCUCCAGAAAUUCUUCAGAAAUACCUCCAGGAGAUCGAGAAAUGGGUUACCAAGACCACGUGGCUUAGCCGACCUUGUCUUUCGUAUACCCUCGUCUUCCUUGACGAGUGUGUGCGACCCAAGGAGAUGUGGCCCUACUUGAAGCCUCAUCUUAACACCCUCAUUACCCACCUUGUCUUCCCGGUUAUCUGCCUGUCUGAGGAGGAUCUCGAGAAGUUCGAGGAUGAGCCCGAGGAGUACCUUCAUCGGAAGCUCAAUUACUUUGAGGAGGCUUCCGCCCCCGAUAUUGCCGCUACCAACUUCCUUGUCGGCUUGACCAAGACGCGGCGGAAGGAGACGUUCGAGAUUCUCAAGUUUAUUAAUGCCGUCGUCACAGAAUACGAGCAAGCGCCUGACGACAAGAAGAACCACAUCGCCAAGGAGGGUGCGCUGCGCAUGAUUGGAACCCUUGCGCCCGUUAUUCUCGGCAAGAAGAGCCCUAUUGCGGACCAAGUGGAAUAUUUCCUUGUGCGCUACGUCUUCCCCGAUUUCACCAGCUCCCAGGGCUUCCUUCGUGCGCGAGCUUGCGACAUCGUCGAGAAGUUUGAGCAGCUCAACUUCCAGGACCAGAAUAACCUCGUCAGCAUUUACCGACACAUUCUCGACUGCAUGGCGGACCCCGCGCUCCCCGUUCGCAUCACCGCCGCUCUCGCCCUUCAACCUCUCAUCCGACACGACAUUAUCCGAGCUAGCAUGCAGCAGAGCAUCCCGACCAUCAUGCAGCAACUCCUUAAGCUGGCUAACGAAGCUGAUAUCGACGCUCUUGCCAACGUGAUGGAGGACUUUGUGGAGGUCUUCGCUACUGAGCUCACCCCCUUCGCUGUCGCCCUGAGCGAGCAACUCCGAGACACGUAUUGUAGAAUUGUGCGGGAACUCUUGGAGAAGAACGACAAGCUCGGAGAAGACAACGAGUAUGGUGAAUAUCUGGAUGAUAAGAGUAUAACGGCGCUCGGUGUCUUGCAGACCAUCGGUACCCUCAUCCUGACUUUGGAGAGCACUCCCGACGUGCUGUUGCACAUUGAGACCGUCUUGAUGCCUGUUAUCCAAAUUACCUUGGAGAACAAGCUCUAUGAUCUUUACAACGAGGUGUUUGAGAUCAUUGACAGCUGCACCUUUGCCGCCAAGGCGAUAUCCCCGACCAUGUGGAAGGCAUUUGAGCUUAUCCACCAGACGUUCAAGUCGGGCGCGCAGCUCUACCUCGAGGACAUGCUUCCGGCCCUCGACAAUUUUGUCCAGUACGGUGCUGCCGAUCUGACAAGGAAGCCGGAGUAUGUCGAGGCUCUGUACUCGAUGGUCGCGGAGCUCUUUGUCGACGAUAAGCUCAGUCGAGUGGAUCGGAUUUGUGCGUGCAAACUGGCGGAAGCGAUGAUGCUGAGUCUACGCGGCCACAUCGACCAAUGUGUCCACGGGUUCAUCGACAUGGCCAUGAGCAUCCUUGCGACUGAGGAGAUCAAGGGCAAGUCGUACAAGAUUCACCUCAUGGAGAUGGUCAUUAGCGCGGUUCACUACAACCCGAUCCUCACGCUUCAGGUGCUCGAGUCGAAGCAGUGGACGAAUAAGUUUUUCAGCCUCUGGUUCGGCAACAUGAGCUCCUUCACCCGAGUCCACGAUAAGAAGCUGUGUGUGGCUGCCAUUUCUACCCUGCUCAGUAUCCCUCCGGAGAGCGUACCGACCAGCGUUUCUACUGGAUGGCCGAGGCUUCUUCAGGGAAUUGCUGAACUGUUCAGGACCUUGCCUGCUGCUAUCAAAAGCCGCGAAGAGGCGUUGAAGGACGAUUACCAAUACGACCCUGGUGCCUACGACUAUGGCGGCGAUGAUGACUGGGCUGACGAGGAUGCUAGCUGGGGUGAGGACGGAACGCAGUCCGCAGAGGCGCCGCAGCCAGGACAAGAAGCCGAACCGGCCACGGAGGGUCGGGACGAGAGCAGCGCCUACUUGGAUUUCUUGAACGAGGAAGUUCAAAAGUUCCGAGGCGCAGAUGAGAUCGACUCUGAUGACGAUCUCGGCGAGGAGAGCCUUAUUCUUGACUCUCCUUUAGACAAGAUUGAUGCGUAUCAGCUCUUUGCCGCUACUAUACACAAGAUGCAACAAGAGCAGCCACAGUUCUACACAGAACUUGCGCGACAGAUCUCGGCAGACGAUAUGGGAAUGAUCCAGGCGGCGAUUACCAAGGCGGAGCAGACCGCGAUGGAGCAGUUGGCGCUCGCUCAGCAACAAGGGGCUAACCUGCAGAUGCAGCAACCGACUCCCGGUGCUCCCAAUGGAGGAGCUAACUAA
Messenger RNA from Scedosporium apiospermum, 3219 nucleotides. RefSeq lists its product as uncharacterized. The transcript has 9 exons. Gene Ontology annotation, molecular function: small GTPase binding. The record is from RefSeq and is a predicted model, not a curated record. Gene Ontology annotation, cellular component: nuclear envelope; cytosol. Gene Ontology annotation, biological process: protein import into nucleus. NCBI's taxonomy places the organism in Eukaryota, Fungi, Ascomycota, Sordariomycetes, Microascales, Microascaceae. Bases 1 to 3219 code for a protein of 1072 amino acids.